AUGCAGAACAACGAAAUUGGAGAAGAACAUCAUUUUGAACCCCAGAAUGAUGCUAAGAAGAAAGACCUUGCAUUUCCCUUAUGCAGAUAUCUCGGUAAAGGAAUCACUCUUCCCAAUUGGACAAGAUUCAACACCAAACUUAUUUAUAAGAGAGACAUACCUACUCAGUCUAAAAUUGGGUAUCUGCCCAUAAUUGAUGCAAGCUCAACAGAACUUUCAACAGUAAAGGAGAUACUUAAUCAGAGUGAGAAGAUAGCCGACAAACUGAACUUGAAAUACAUGUGCUUGGUUUUUGAUGACGCAAUCUAUGCAAAAGUUCAGCAAAUUAGAUGGAAGGAAGAGGGGUAUCUCAGCCGAUUUAUUGUCCGACUUGGGGAUUUUCACAUGGCAAUGUCAUAUUGUGGAGCAAUUUCCAAACGGUUUAAAGAUGCUGGAUUAAAGGUAUUUUGAACAUGCAUAAUUGUCAUUGUUAACCCAUUAAGUUGCAGAGCUUCCUCAUUGACGAGUAAAAUCGUCUGGGGUUAGACAAGUCAACAAAGUAGGGCGCAUUUGGCCGCAUUGCAGCUCAAUGGAUAGAUACAUUGUCAUUUUCUGGUUAACCCAUUAAGCUGCAGAGCUUUUCCAUUGACCAGUAAAAUCGUCUGGUGUUAGACAUGACAAGUAAAAAAAUAAGUAGGGCGAACUUGGGUGCAUUGUGGCUCAAUGGGUUAUACAGCUUGCUCAACUCAUUGUCGAAAUCUGGUUACAAGUAAAGCCUUAACCUUCUUAUAUGUAUAUGCAAGUCAUUUAAAAAAACUAGCUUUUGCAUUUGUUUUACCAGAUAUGAAACACUUGGCCAAGCCGGGGAUUUUAUACUUGAUAAAAGAGAUGUUUGUUUUUUAAAUUAUAGUUAAAAAUGAAAAUGUUGUUGUUAUUUCUAUAGGACAUCCUUAUUGAGUCUGAAAUUGUAGCGGUUGGAUCAAUAAAUGGAGUAAUGUCGGGCAAGCACUACAACAGAAGUGUUAGGUCACACAAGGUUGUCUAUGAGGCCUUAGUACGAUUGUUGUUUCAAAGAUAUCUUGAGUCACUUUCUGCAGACAAAAAGAUGAAACUAUUACCAUGA
Messenger RNA from Paramuricea clavata, 1102 nucleotides. NCBI's taxonomy places the organism in Eukaryota, Metazoa, Cnidaria, Anthozoa, Malacalcyonacea, Plexauridae. The record is from the annotation of a GenBank genome assembly.